This is a messenger RNA of Plasmodium malariae, 3090 nucleotides long. Its product is annotated as conserved Plasmodium protein, unknown function. NCBI's taxonomy places the organism in Eukaryota, Apicomplexa, Aconoidasida, Haemosporida, Plasmodiidae. The record is from RefSeq and is a predicted model, not a curated record. The transcript has a single exon. The coding region runs from base 1 to 3090 and encodes 1029 amino acids.
AUGGACUUGCCAAAGGUAGAGGCCGCGUUUUUAAUUUAUAAUCUUGAAUACUAUGCGCUAAUAAAUCAUGAAAAAUUAUAUACUAUUAAAGAACUAAAUAAAAAAAUUAACAAGUAUGCACAGGUUAUUUUAAGCAGUAAUUAUAAACAUGUAAAUAAUUUUUCAUACACAACUGAAAUACUUCACUAUUUUUACAAGAUAACAGAAUAUUAUUUUAUGAAGUAUUUCAAUAGUACUAUUAUUGAUUCCACCUUCUUUUUCAAAUGCAUUAAUGACAUAAAAAAUAGAUCAUUUGAUAUUGUUCAAAAUGAUGAAAUGAAAAAACAAUUUAAUUUAGAUGAAAAUAAAGGCACACAGAAAAGUGAAAACUUAACAGAAAAUCUCGGAGAAAACCUGGAGAAUAAAAAGGUAGGCAAUUAUUCUUUUAAUUGCAAAGUUUUACAUAGUUUUGUUGAAAAUUUAAAAAGAAUAUGUAGUGAAAAUAGGAAGCAUGCUAUUAAUAUAAACGAAAUAAAAAGAAGAGAGGAGAAAAGAGAAAAAAGUAAUAGUAGAAAUAAUAUAAGCAACAACAACAAUAAUGGUAUCAAUAGUGAAACACACACUAGGAAAGCUAAAAAAACAAAUGAAACAAAACAUUCCGAAGAACAUACUAAAUUUCACAAAAGGUUUUAUUACGAAUUAUGUGAAAUUAACGGUAGCCAUAAUAAUGAAAAAAAUCGAAUGAUUUAUAUCACCAAAAUUUUUCGCAAAAUAAUUAAUAGAAAAAAAGUUAGACAGUUUAUAUGUGAAAAUGAAAAAAGAGUAAAAAAGAAUAAUUUAAAAUUCUUUUUAAACUUAUCUUUGGGUAUAUUUAUAUAUCUUUACAUUUAUAAAUACAUAAAAAAAAAUUAUAAAAAAAUUGAGUUUUUUAUAUUUUUAAAUAAUCUGCAAAAUAUUAGAAAAAUAUAUCUUAAUAAUAUGCCUUACAUUGAAAAGCGCCAGUUGUGUAACUUCAUUAAAUAUAUAAAGCUUCUGAAUAUUCAAAUGUUUCAAUAUGUGUAUAUCUCAUUUUUUGUGAAUAUAUACAAAUAUGCUAACUUAAUAUAUAAUGUAACGCUUCUAACACUUUUUAAUUAUUUUAAGCACAUAUAUGAAAACAACAUAGAGAAAAAAAAGGGUUUGCAAAAGAAUGAAAAUCAAAUAAUAGACACAAAUGAUAAUAUGUGUAAAAGUUUUUUGAAAAUAGAUGAUACAAAAUGUAAGGAGAUCAAUAAUGAUAGUAAAAAUUAUGUAGAGGUAGAUGAAAAUUUUAGUAAUAAAAUUAUUUUAUCAAAAGAAAAAAAUAUACAAAUAAAGGAAGAGCAAAUAAUGUCAAGCGAACGCGGAAAAGGUAUUAAUACAAACACAUAUGAAUGCCUUAAUAAAAUUAUUGACAACAAUGAUAGUAUACUUUCAAGUGAUCUGAAUAAAAAAAAAGGGGAAAAUGUGACAAGUGGAAUUAAUGAGAAUACUUGUAACAAAAUUGAUGAUAAUACUUCACCUUCGAAUGGGAAACAAAAUCACAACUCCUUUUAUUCCAUAGAAAAUAAAAGAGAACAAACAAAUGAAAUCAUUUUUGAUUGCUAUAUAUACGUUUUUAUACUUUUUACGUACAUAAGAAAGACUAGAAAUAGGAUGAAAUCCAAAAUGAUUAAAAUACAAAAUAACAUUAAAAAAAUGAUUAGUAUAUUUGUUAAAAUAUAUUAUAUAAACCAAAAAGAAAAAAAAGAAAAAGAAGAAGAAGUAGGAGUAGAAGAAGAAGAAGGAAAAGUUGAAGAAGAAGUAGGAGUAGAAGAAAAAGAAGGAAAAGUUGAAGAAGAAGAAGAAGCAGUAGAAGAAAGAAAAAAGUCAUUAAGAAAAUAUAUAGGGAACAAAAAACAUGUUCGUACUAACUUCGAUGAAAGUAGUUGUAAAGCUAGUCAUAAUAUAGUCAAUUCGUUGCCUUCUUUAUACUUUAAUUACAUAGAAUUAAGUAAAUAUUACAAAAGUUGUAUAAAAAUAAAUUACGAAAUUAUGAAUUUAGUCCAUAAGUUCCAUUUACUAUUAAAACAUUUUUAUAAAUACCUCCCUGUUUUAAAUAUAAAUAAGGAGAAUUGUAUUAUAUAUAAUUACUAUAAUAAAUGUUAUAUAUAUAAUGAAAAUAUCAAAAAAAAAGAAGAUACAGAUAAAGUAAUCCCAAGGAAAGACAUAUAUGAAAAGAGAAAAAAGAAGGAAACAACUUUUAAUAUAUUUAAAAAUGUUACGGAUUAUGAAUUAGAUUUUUUUUAUUUUAAUGAAAAGGAACAUGAUGAAAAAGAAAUAAUACACGACUUAGUACAAAAUAAUGAAGUAGAGCUUUUUGAACAUGUAUUUGAAGAAGGGGCUAAAAAUGAAUUCGCGAAUUGUCAAUCAUCACAGAGUUGCACAGAACAACAGGACGCACAAGAGAGGGAAAAUUCAGACAACGGCUUGAGUAGUGAUGAAAUGGAAUAUUCGAAAAAAUUAUUUUUAUAUUACCUUAACAACAAUUUAGAGAUGUGUUUAAUCAAUUUGGUAGAUAAAGAUGAAUUUUCCUCCGCAAAUGAUGAAGCACAAAAUGGUGGAAAUACAUUAACAACAUCGUACACUAAAACUAAAAAUUUGUCGUUUCUCAAAAGCACUUCUAUUUUACAGUAUUUGAAUAAUAAUAAAAAUACGUAUAACAAAAUAAUUGAGAUAAUCCAUCAAUUUUAUAACAAUCCAUCACAUACCCUCAAAAAUUGUAUAAAAGAUCUAAAUAUAUAUGAUAAAAAUAUACUAGAAAUAUAUGAUGAUAAUAUUUUUGAUUUAUAUUAUAAAUUUAAAAAUGAAGCUACAUUUGAAACUGAAGAAUCGAUAAAAAAUAAAAAGCUGUUGGAAGUAAAAAUAUUUUUAGAUUAUGAAAAAUUACAUACAAAAAGAACCGUUGAAACACAAACACCUAUUUCUUUUUUUAAAAAAGAUAAAUUAAUACAAAUUGCAAAAGAUGAAGAAGUUUCCACAAUAGCAGAACGAAGUAUUCAAACAAAAAAGAUUACUAAUCCAAUUUUUUAUCUAAAAGAUAUAUACGAUUAA